GACAUUUCUUUUUUUAUUUGACCUGUUCUGAGAGGUGCAAUGCACUUAUUAAGAUUAAACACUGCAAAAAGAUGCAGUUUUAAAUAAUCCUUGCAAUAAAAUAUAAUUGAUAAAAUACAUAAAAUACAGUGGAGGCAGAUGCUUGGACUCCAGAUCCCUUUUAAAGUCAGCAUGAAACGAAAGUUGUGAUAGAUUUUUUUUUUUUUUUUUUUAACAUGAUGUGCACAGCUAAAUCAUAUAUAUAUAUAUAUAUAUAUAUAUAAACUGUAAUAUUUCAUAAAAAAAGAAGAAUUGUCUAUUUUGACUUCAUGGUGAUUUUAAUGAUACAAAUGAAGGUUUAAGUAGAGGUGAGAAACAAUUCAAUUUUACAAUUCUCUUCAAUUCAAUUUAAAAUCGAUGUGUGCAAAUUCAAAAACAAUGAUUUGAUUCACAAUGAAAUUCAGUUUAAUGUUUUGAUUGUGUAUUUAAAAAUAUAUUUAGAGGAUUAUUAAAUUAACAACCCUCUAAAUACACUGUACACUGUUUUGACAGGUUUUGUCAGGCUAGUUUUAAUAUAUAUAUAUAUAUAUAUAUAUAUAUAUAUAUAUAUCACACAGAUUGUCUGUAUUUCUUGAUACAGUGCACUCUAAAGUUUAAAUGAAUAAAUAAGAAACCUCCUAUGUUGCAUUUCCAUAGACAACAAUGACAAUAUUUUGUCUUUUCUUCAGUGCUUAGGAUACAAACAAAUAUUGGUAUUAUGGUGGGAUCUCUCUGUCUAACACCAGUGAAAUAUUCAGCUUGUUAAAAGAUGCCAUAUGCAGUCUCCCACAGUGCUUAAGAAAGCUUUGAAAAUGGCACUCAAUUAGACAUGGUACAAUGUCACUAAUAUUAAUUUUAAUAGAUAAAUUCUUUACAUCCUGACUGCAUCAUUUCCCAGGUUUAUAGACCCUAGACAUGUGGAGAACUAGUAAAAUCACAGCUGUCAUGCAAGUCAACCACACAUGUGACUCAUUACUCUAAGUGAUUCAUGGGCAGCAUUAAAAAUAGUCACAGGGUGUGACAAUUUUACCUGCUCUUGUAACAGAAGUAAUGUAAGUGAUGAAACCCAAGAAGAAAAUAGCUUCAUAAACGAAGACAACUCCUCUAAUAUAUGAGACAGUCAAAGCUGAUUAAGAUGUUAUAUGUCUCCAUAUAACUUCAUAAACAUUUCCUGUCAUCUUUGUGUGUGAUGUGGAGUAGUGUUCUGUGACUUUGGCUCCGUUGACAGCUGUAAGUCAUCUUUGGAUAAACAAGGGGCUCUAUGGCGGCACCUCAAGUUCCCCUCAGGUUUCAUUUCCAUUCCGUCAAAUGUCGGCAUUUGACUUCUGAAAAUGGUGGUUUUUCACCCUCAGCACGCCCCCAAAAUGUGACAUCACAGUGACAUGGGACACCUCAGAUGUGGGAGUUACUGAACAGCAGGACCAUGACCUCCUCCAACUGUCGCCACUACAUAUAUAAGUGAUGCUUGACUCAGAUGCUUUAGUUUUGACACAAGGAUUUUUCAAGUAAAGUCAUGGGAAUUCUACAGGUCGAUGAGCUGGUUACAGACAUCACAAGUGGAAACAAAGAGCAGGACGAUGUGUCACAGAAAUAUCCUUCUGAACAAUGCAAGACUGUUGACCAUCAUCUGAAAACCCAUAAUAAUCUUCAGUGUGACAGUGAAGAUGGUUUUAAUACUGACAACAGCACAAAUGACCUCCAGGAGAUUCUAGAAGGAAGUCAGAAGAUAAAAAGAAGUACAUCAGUCUACAAAACAGAGCCUGAACAAGAGAUAGUGAAUGAUUUUGUUGAUGAGGAUGACUUCCUGAAGGCAGCGCUGGACAACAAAUUGCCAAUGAUCAAGAGUUACCUCGCCAGAGGUGCGGACCCAGAUGCAUGUGAUAAUUUCAACCGUACAGCUCUACACAGAGCUUGCUCACAAGGAAACGUGGAGAUUGUGAAUGCGCUUCUAGAGGCUGGAGCUUCAAUUGAAAAUAAGGACAAGCUUCAAGCAACUGAAGUUCACUGGGCUUGUCGUGGUGGCAGUUUGCCUGUGCUGGAAGCGCUACUUAAUCACGGGGCAAAACUGGAUUCCAGAGACAAGCUUCACAGCACUCCCCUUCAUGUGGCAGUCAGGACAGGACACUACGAAUGUGCUGAACAUCUCAUACACUGCGGCACAGACGUCAACGCAAAAGACAUAGAGGGUGACACACCAAUGCAUGAUGCUGUCAGACUAAAUCGCUUCAAACUUAUCCAGCUUCUUCUGAUGCACGGAGGAGACUUAAAACUCAAGAAUUGUGAGGGAAAGUCACCAAUGGACAGUGUUUGUGAGUGGCAGAAUGGAGCUAAAACCAUCUUUGACAACUUUAAGGAUGGUAAAAAAUAGAAGCACAUCUUGACAGCUGCAAUGUUUUUGGGCAUAACAUGCUCAAAACCUGCAUUUUUAGAGAUUGCCUGUAUAUUAGAAUCUGAUCUAAGAAAGGUAUAUUAUAUAUUAAAAGUAUAGCUCUGCAUGACAUUAAAGCUUUUCAAAAGGAAAGGUUAUGUGAAACCUUUAUAAGAGUUUUGAAAAAUGAAGUAC
This is a messenger RNA of Ctenopharyngodon idella (grass carp), 2581 nucleotides long. It is a transcript of the gene ankrd1b, whose product is annotated as ankyrin repeat domain 1b (cardiac muscle). Bases 1532 to 2386 code for a protein of 284 amino acids. Gene Ontology annotation, molecular function: protein binding. Lineage: Eukaryota; Metazoa; Chordata; Actinopteri; Cypriniformes; Xenocyprididae. The record is from RefSeq and is a predicted model, not a curated record. The transcript is spliced from 9 exons.